Molecule: messenger RNA, 1032 nt
Organism: Camelina sativa (false flax)
Lineage: Eukaryota; Viridiplantae; Streptophyta; Magnoliopsida; Brassicales; Brassicaceae
Product: putative xyloglucan endotransglucosylase/hydrolase protein 27
Biological process (GO): xyloglucan metabolic process; cell wall biogenesis
Cellular component (GO): apoplast; cell wall
Molecular function (GO): xyloglucan:xyloglucosyl transferase activity; hydrolase activity, hydrolyzing O-glycosyl compounds
Source: RefSeq, a predicted model, not a curated record
UACUUUUAAAGAUAAUAUUUUCGAUUUUCAGAAUUCUUUUUGGUCAGUCUUCUGAUUAUUCAGCUGGUGUUGUUGUUGCCUUUUAUAUGUCCAAUGGAGAUAUGUAUGAGAAGAACCAUGAUGAGAUUGAUUUUGAGUUUCUUGGUAACAUUAGAGGAAAAGAAUGGAGGAUUCAGACAAACAUUUACGGUAAUGGAAGCACUCAUUUAGGAAGAGAAGAGAGAUAUAAUCUCUGGUUUGAUCCAACUGAAGAUUUUCAUCAAUACAGUAUCCUCUGGUCUGAUUCUCACAUCAUAUUCUUUGUAGACAAUGUUCCGAUCAGAGAGGUCAAACGUACAGCUUCAAUGGGCGGUGACUUCCCAUCAAAGCCGAUGUCUCUAUACACAACAAUAUGGGACGGUUCUAAAUGGGCGACUAAUGGUGGCAAGUACGGUGUAAACUACAAAUAUGCGCCUUACAUUGCACGGUUCUCUGAUCUAGUCCUUCACGGCUGCCCUGUGGACCCAAUCGAGCAGUUUCCGAGGUGUGAUGAAGGAGCGGCCGAGGAUAUCCGUGCGGCACAGGAGAUCACCCCAUCACAGAGGAGUAAAAUGGAUAUUUUCAGAAGGAAACACAUGACUUACUCGUAUUGCUACGAUCGGACAAGGUACAAGGUUGCUUUAUCAGAGUGUGUGGUAAAUCCCGCGGAGGCUCAAAGGCUUAGGGUUUAUGAUCCAGUCACGUUUGGUGGAAUCCCUAGGCGCCACCGAUAUGGAAAGCACCGGAGCAAGAGAAGCAGAGUCGAUGGAACAGAGUCGAUAUGAGAGUAACAUAUAUAGUCAAUAAUAUGGUGUUGGGUGAGAGAUUUGGUGGGGGGGUUUCUAUAAUAAGUCCAUAUAUUGGUUAAUUUAUGAUUCAGUGCAUUUUCACAGUUAGAGGGAGCAUUUUUGUCAUUUGUUGCUUGUAUAUGAAUAUAUAAAAAAGAAAAUAAUUAAAUUUUUUUAUUUGAGAGAUUUUUUCGAGUUUGAAUACUACAAAUUGGUUUCUUGUUUU